UCAAAUAUAAAUAUUUGCCCUAUAAAGAAUUCAAUUUAACUUCUAGUGUAACGUCAUUAGCUCCUUUUCUCACAGAUGUGAGAAAUGUUGAUUGAAAUUAAAUGCCUGAGGUUGUAGAAAAGAUUCAAAUGAAAUUAGUCAAUUGCAAAUUGGUCAAGGUUUUUGUUCAACUGAAACAAUAUAUAAUGUUUUCAUGGAACCAGUUGACAAGAUUCAAGUCAAAAUGUAAUUUAUUUUUAAUUAUCACUAUGUCAUUUUCUUUAUUUUUACACUAAUGUGUUCAGCUGUUCAGUGUGGAUUCAUGGUUAUGCAUACCAAAUGGGACCUCUGAUGCACAUGGUCCACAUAAAAUCAUUUGGCUGAAAAAGAGGAGGGAACUAGAUUGUGGAGCGUACUGUAUGUAAUGUGGGCUUUUGGCCUGCAACAUAAUGGUUACACCCACAAACAAACGACGAAUCAUGUGAGGCAAAAAAAAAAAAACCAGAUGUCUCCAAGGGGAUCCUGCAUCAAGCAAAGAUUCAAUUUCCUGACAAAAGGACACUGGUAUGUAUUAUUUCACAUGCAUGACUUCACAUUCUCUGUAAGCUGAGACACUUGCAUCAAUUAUGCUGCAUUAAGAAAACAUCAUAAUGUGGAUUUUGAAUAGGGCUGGGCCAUUUUCUGUCUUUUUAGGAUAAAUGCAUACCAGAAGUGAUCUCAAAUUGAGAACAGAAAAUGCAGUCCACACAUCUCAAGAGAUAAAAAUUUGAUUAAUGAUUUCUUACCCAAUAAUAAAAUAGUCUUUUGGCCUUUUGUUAGCCUUCUGCAAUUGAUUUGCAAGAACAUUGUGCAUUUGUUUGUCUUGGAGACAUUGGGGUGUGGGGUUUUGUGUUCAUAUGAACAGUGUGGGGACAUUGUGGUUGUCAUCAAGAACAGAUUGUAAAUUAGUUUUCCACUGAGGUGAUAACUGAGGAUAGCAUCAUAGCACAGCUUACAUAUUUGUAUUCCAAAUAUAUCUGUUAUAAUGCAUGAUAAAUGUAGUUACAUUAAGAGGUCCUGACAAUUCUUCUGCCAUGCUUUGCAUAUUUCCUGUCCCAGUCAUUGCCUAUUUUUGCUACUAAUAUUGACAACUGUUUUGGCUUCAACAGGCUUACAAGCAUCGCAGGAAAUGUGAAGAUGUCUCUUCCAGAAUAAAAGCAAGGAAAAGUUAGAAUUUUCUUUCCACAUUUGUUGUUUUUUGGAACCAAAAAGGAUUUCAAACGUUCAUUGUAGCAAUAUAUCGUUGGUUCAAUACUACAAAACAGGAAAUGUCAUUCCACUCUUGCAUAUGACAGUAGUUUGAGUGCCAACAUGUCCUUAUAGGAUCAAAGUUAAAGGUAGUCACUGUGUAAAGAUAGCAGUGGGAAUUAUGUUGUACGAGCAGUGGUAAUGUUUGGGCAUACUGAAAUGGAAAUAGUUUAUUCAUUCAAUAGUUUGUUAUUUUUCCCAUUUAGGGUCUAUAGCAGUGCAUUAUCUUCAGAAGUGGUGAACAGUACAUACUGUAUUUUUGGGAACACGUAAUACAAUACAAUUAAAAUAGUACCAAAAUACCAGUUUGAAUUGUCUCAUUUGUCACAUUCAAAACCCAUCAAUAUCCUUUAUAUAAAAAUAAUCCCCUUAAUUAACCAAUAAAUAGUAAGUUUUUUGCCCAAAGUCACUGCUUAUUUUAUUUCUCUGUAUGUGUAUUUGCAGUUUGCAGUGGCGUAGAACUUGCUCUUCAUCAUACUUGACAGCUGCUAAUAUUUAUUCUCCAAAUAUAUUUAAAUGAAAUGAGCAGUUGUAGUUUACAAAGGCAUGCAUAGAGUAUUAUUUCACACAUUGCGAGUAUUGCAAGUUAGUAAGUAAGUAAGUACCGGUAAAGUAAUUAAAGAUGUACCGGUAAGUGAAGACAUAGCGGUAGUAAGUAAAUAAGUUUUUUUUAUAAAGCACUGUCGACCGAGGACUCAUAAAUUAGUGCGUCACUUAGUUAUAAAAUAAUAAUUUAUAAAAUACUGAAAACAACAUUCUACAGGUAAAACAAGGCAAAUCAAACUAAUAAAAAUAUCAAAACAAUGCUGUCUUAUACUGGACCGUGUGUGUGGUUUACCUCAUGUUAGGACCGGUUGAGUUUGUGGGCAAAACUACAAAGCACAAAUCAAAUGCAGUCGUAGUAGUAAUGCUUUAAUUUUGAAAUGUACAGAGGAUGGUGCUGUUCGGGUGUGACCACUUGGUUCGGACAGCAGUGGAUGCAUAAUCUUCAAUGUGGACAGUCUGCGAGCUCCAGGGUGUGAGGCUGGGAUGAUAAUGAAGCCCACCAUGAAGAUCGAGCAUUCUUAACAGCAACAACAAAAAAACAUCUCCGCGUGCUUGAGGCAGUAAAGCACCCAGAUGUGUGUGGAUGAUGGGUCAUUUAUGGAUGUGCUACACAAUCCUUUUUACGGCUGCUUUGGUGAGCUCAACGUCGACGGAUGGCGACGAAGAGUCCUGCAAUGCUGCAUUCGAUGUUUAUUUUGUUUUGGACAGGUCACAAAGUGUGUCGGGACACUGGCAUGAGAUCUAUAGAUUUGUGGAGCAGCUCACCAAUAAGUUUGUCAGUCCCACGAUGAGGGUGUCCUAUAUUGUAUUUUCAACCCGAGCGGUUGUAAUCCUGCCAUUAACUGAAGACAGGUCCGAGAUAGAUGAGGGUUUGACUAAACUGAGCCAAACCAAACCCACUGGUUUAACAUUUAUGCAUGAAGGCUUGAAAGCAGUGUUGGAACAGAUGAUGACACAAACGACGCCGUCUCGCAGCAUCAUCAUCGUUCUGACUGACGGCGAGCUGGAGGUGUACCCCUUCCAGCUGAGUGUGGAGGAGGCUAACAAAGCCAGAACCUUUGGAGCCCGAGUAUACUGUGUCGGGGUCAUGGGCUAUGACCACAGGCAGCUUGUUCAAAUAGCUGACAGUGCGGCGCAAGUCUUCCCCGUGUUGUUGGGCUUUCAUGCUCUCAAAGAUGUCGUCGGCUCGAUCCUAAAGGAGUCCUGCUCGGAAGGCUUCACGAUAGAACCGGCAAGUGUUUGCGUAAAUGAGUCUUUCAAUGUGGUGCUGCGAGGAAGUGGCUACAGCGGAUCAAAGAGGACAGACGACGUUCUCUGCUUCCUCACAGUCGGUCAAGACACGUACAGACAGAAGGCAACACUCGUUAGAGAAGGUCAUCUGCUUUGUCCUGCCCCUGUGCUGCAUGAGGCUGGACAAUCAGUUGAGGUGCUGGUGAGUUUAAACAAUGGAUGGUCUUACAUAUCUGCUCCCAUCACCAUCCACGCCACAAACUGUUCAGAUGGGAGUUGGGUGUUGUGGCUGCUGUUGGCUCUUUUGCUGUUGGUGAUUCUUGGUCUGCUUUGGUGGUUCUGGCCUCUGUGCUGCACCGUGGUGAUCAGAGACCCUCCACCCUCUCGCCCUCCUCCUCCCCUUCCUAUACUUGAGCAAGAGGAAGACUUGUCUCCCAAACACAAGUGGCCCACAGUGGAUGCGUCAUACUAUGGGGGGAGAGGUCCUGGUGGAAUCAAACGCAUGGAGGUCCGCUGGGGUCAGAAGGGCUCCACUGAGGAAGGCUCAAAGCUGGAGAAAGCCAAGAACGCGGUGGUCACCAUACCAGAUGAAGUAGAGGAGGAUAUCGGGCCUCGACCACCGCCAAGUCCUCCGCCUGGUUGGAACGCCGUACCGGAGCCCAAGUGGUACACUCCCAUCAAGGGGCCUUUUGAAGCAUUGUUGGCAUUGUUGAGAAGGAAGUACGACAGAGUGGCAAUCAUGAGGCCAUCACCUCAUGACAAGGGCCGAUGCAUCAACUUCACCAGAGUUCACUGAAAAUGAAACACAAACUACAAUUUACAGGUGUGUUGUCAUUAACUUUAUAUUAUAUAUAUAUAUAUAUAUAUAUAUAUAUAUAUAUGUGUGUGUGUGUGUCAGUACUUAUAUAUAUAUAUAUAUAUAUAAGUAUAUAUAUAUACUUAUAUAUAUAUAUAUAUAUAAGUACUGACAUCUAGUGGUGGCUUUGGUUUACAGUACCUGUAUUUGUAAAUUACAGUUAAUUUGGAAGCAAUCGGGAGUCAAACCAGGAAGUCAGUUUGCUUGCAGAGAUUGUUUUUCUUCGUCAUUUCGAUCAGCAACCGUCCUCGUUUUUCAUGGCAUUGAUUUUUAGUAUUUUAUGAAUAUAUUUUAAGUUAAGUACAGAAGCGUAUUGCUGCCACAACAGAAAAAAUAGGUUGUUAUUUGAACAACUUGAAAUUUACUGUUUGAGCUUCAGAGUGAAGCUAUUUGUAAAAAAAUAUAUUUUGUUUGCUUGUAGUUUUACAAAAAAAGGAAAAUAUAUGAUACAUUAAACUUGUGAACACAACAUUUCAGUCUCUAGUGCUGUAUCGUUCUUAAAAUGUUGACGCUGUUAGGUCCCAU
This is a messenger RNA of Phycodurus eques (leafy seadragon), 4423 nucleotides long. RefSeq names its product anthrax toxin receptor 2-like. The record is from RefSeq and is a predicted model, not a curated record. NCBI's taxonomy places the organism in Eukaryota, Metazoa, Chordata, Actinopteri, Syngnathiformes, Syngnathidae. The transcript has 17 exons. Bases 2396 to 3838 code for a protein of 480 amino acids. Gene Ontology annotation, cellular component: membrane. Gene Ontology annotation, molecular function: signaling receptor activity.